AUGCCAGCAGCGGCGCCCGCGGCCGUCUCGACCGCGCACGUCAAUGUCGAGACGGCAUCGAGUCCCGACGCGUCGGCCUUGGAUUCGCUGCUCCCAUUACCUCGCCCCCGCAUCUCGCCCUCGCGGAGCGUGCCUAAUGUCUCGGCCGCAGCCGCGCCGUCGCCCUUCACCUCGGACGAGUCGCGCGCCCCGUCCCCAGCCAUCAUAUCCCUCACGGCCACGCCGCUCACACCGCGUUCGCGUCGUGUCUCUGCAUCAGCCUCAACACCAAUACGCACGCCUAGCCGGAAGGGCAAGGAGCGCGCCGUCGAGGUCGAGGUUGAAGCGGACGCACUCGGAGAGGUCAGCGUACAGGGCAACGCGCGGCGAGGACUGCGCGAGCUUGUCGCGCGUGACGAACGGCGACCCAUCACCAGAGACGUGGCGGACAUGCCUCCAGCAUCAGAUACCGUAUAUUCCCAUCCGAGGCGGUAUUACGUCCUCACGAACGCAGGGAAGCCCGUCUUCAGUAUCGGGCACACGGACGACGACACGCUCACCAACCUCAUGGGCGUGGUACAGGCGCUCGUCUCGAUCUUCGCCGAGGACGACGACAAGCUGCGUUCCGUCGUUCGUGGACGUACACGUAUCGCGUUCCUCAUCAAACCGGAGAUGUACCUCUUCGCCGUUAGCGAUUGGGGGGAACCGGAACAUGUUCUGCGCACGCAGCUCGAGUACAUCAACCUGCAGAUCCUGAGCGUCGUGUCGGCCGCGCAGCUCGCGCGCGCGUUUGCCCGCCGUUCAAACUUUGAUCUCUCGCGGCUACUUGUGGGAAGCGAAAAGUUCCUAUAUUCCCUCGUUGAGACGUGUCAGGAUGACCUGAGUUUUAUGACGACGACUCUGCAGCCGUUACGCAUGCCACCGGCGUUGCGCGAGAGCGCAGGCAACACUCUCACUCCCCCGGCCAAGUUCAAGGACCUACUAUACGUCCUCCUCAUCGCUGGCGGGCGGAUAGUCACGCUCCUCCGACCUCGACGACACGCCGUACAUCCCGCAGACAUGCACCUGCUGUUCAACACGAUCGCGACCUCACCAACAUUACGCGAGGUCGAGACGUGGCUCCCAAUCUGUCUGCCAAAGUUCAACCCGCAGGGCUUUGUACACGCGUACAUUUCCUUUAUCCGCGAGGACGUGGGCCUGAUCUUCAUCUCGGCGGAUAGAGACGCCUUUGAGCCUUUGUGCGGUUGGCGCGAGCUCGUGGUGGAGCAGCUCUCCCGCGACGGCGCGCUGGACCGCAUCGCAGCCUGCGUCAAGAGCCACCCAUACACCGUCGCCGAGCUUGGAAGUCCAGGCUUGCGACACUUUGUGUACAAGAACCGGGGGAUGGUGCAGAUAACAAGCCCAGAGUGGGAGGAGCCGUAUACCAAGGGCAGUGAAGCACGACGCCGCCUCGUCACUCUCUACCAGAAGGCACAGGAUGCCCUCUUCGCCCGCCCCGGCACUGGCCAGCCAACCCCGCUGAGGCUCCUGUACCUCUGUGGGCCACACGAAGCCGUCCUAGCCUGGCUCACUCGCCCAUUCGAGCUCUACGUCGCCGUCUCCCCUCACCUCCCCAUGAGCGCUGUCGUUGCGACCGCCAAUCGUGUCGCAAAGUGGGUUAAUCUCGAAGAGAGCCGUCUGUUCCUCCGCGACGCCCCCGUCUUCUAG
Messenger RNA from Cutaneotrichosporon cavernicola, 1686 nucleotides. RefSeq lists its product as uncharacterized. Gene Ontology annotation, cellular component: fungal-type vacuole membrane; Mon1-Ccz1 complex. Gene Ontology annotation, biological process: vesicle-mediated transport; protein targeting to vacuole. Lineage: Eukaryota; Fungi; Basidiomycota; Tremellomycetes; Trichosporonales; Trichosporonaceae. The record is from RefSeq and is a predicted model, not a curated record. The coding region runs from base 1 to 1686 and encodes 561 amino acids. The transcript has 5 exons.